AUGACACGAGUGGAUGGAGGAGGCUGUGGUGGUGGACAGGUGAGCAUGGCAAACCCCGUGGGCGUUUGUUUGCGUGAUUUUUCGGAGAAGUGUGCACGCGUGUGCGAAGCCUGUCUAGCUCAGUUGGUAGAGCGCUAG
Messenger RNA from Peronospora matthiolae, 138 nucleotides. The record is from the annotation of a GenBank genome assembly. NCBI's taxonomy places the organism in Eukaryota, Oomycota, Peronosporomycetes, Peronosporales, Peronosporaceae.